Molecule: messenger RNA, 995 nt
Organism: Mangifera indica (mango)
Lineage: Eukaryota; Viridiplantae; Streptophyta; Magnoliopsida; Sapindales; Anacardiaceae
Product: mitochondrial import inner membrane translocase subunit TIM17-2-like
Exons: 2
Coding region: 204-863 (219 amino acids)
Biological process (GO): protein import into mitochondrial matrix
Cellular component (GO): mitochondrial inner membrane; TIM23 mitochondrial import inner membrane translocase complex
Molecular function (GO): transmembrane protein transporter activity
Source: RefSeq, a predicted model, not a curated record
AAAACCACAAAUAUUGGGUACAUGUCAAUAUUUUAGAAGUUAAGGGUGCUCUGUAAAUAACUGAAAUCAUGAGCGUGCUCUUUCGCCUUUCAAUUGCGGUGGCUGUUUCUCCUCGGCGGUCUCUUUCGUCUGAUCAUCAAAUUAAGGUUUUCUUUAGUGCAGGUGUGCACUGGUGCUAGAUUUAUAUUCUUUCUUCUGCUUCUAUGGGGACCCCAGAAACCUCUCGAGAGCCUUGUCCUGACCGUAUUCUUGAUGAUGUUGGUGGUGCUUUUGGAAUGGGUGCAGUUGGAGGUGCAGCAUUCCACUUCUUAAAAGGCAUAUAUAACUCUCCUUCUGGAGCGCGUUUAAUUGGAGGCACUCAAGCUGUACGCAUGAAUGCACCUCGUGUUGGUGGUGGUUUUGCUGUGUGGGGUGGCCUCUUCUCCACUUUUGACUGCACAAUGGUCUAUGUUCGACAGAAAGAGGAUCCAUGGAACUCAAUCAUAGCUGGUGCUGCCACUGGAGGGUUUCUUUCAAUGCGUCAGGGCUUCGGUGCUGCUUCCAGAUCAGCAAUUUUUGGUGGGGUUUUACUUGCUUUGAUUGAAGGAGCUGGGAUCAUGUUAAAUAAGGUUCUGAGUGCACCACAGAACAUCCCCAUCAUGGAAGAGCCAAUUCCAAACAUGGCUGGUGUACCUGGAUAUCCAAUGGGGCAAUUGCCAGGUCAAGCCCCUUCAAUGGUUGAGAGUCCAUUGCCAUCUUCCUCUUCUUGGUUUGGAGGGCUUUUCGGUGGUAAGAAGGAGAAAUCAGCAAAGAGUACUGGAAGUAAGGCAGAGGUCUUGGAGAGCUUUGAUUCUCCUCCAGUGCCAUCAUUUGAGUACAAGUGAAUGGUUAGUUGUUAUUGUUCUGUAACUAUGCUUAUUAAUCAGCCUUUCUACCAUUUCAAUGUGUUGUAUUAUCAUCAUCCAUAUGCAACUUGCAGUUAUUGCAGUUUUAUGACAGAUUUUAAGUUGAGCCAA